Messenger RNA from Acanthochromis polyacanthus (spiny chromis), 1081 nucleotides. RefSeq lists its product as uncharacterized. The transcript has a single exon. The record is from RefSeq and is a predicted model, not a curated record. NCBI's taxonomy places the organism in Eukaryota, Metazoa, Chordata, Actinopteri, Pomacentridae. The annotation marks the transcript as partial.
UUUGGCCAAUGGUACAACUGUAAACUGUUAGAGUACACUCUCAGAAGUAGAAGAACCUCAAGGAACCUCUCCUCCUCCUCCUUCUUUUGUCCUCCUCUUUCUUCUUGUUCUUCUUCUCUUGGUUCUUCUUCACCUUCUUCUUCUCCUUGUCCUGCUGCUUCUUUUUCUCCUAAUGCUUCUUCUUCUCUUCAUGCUUCUUCUUCUUCUCUUCAUGCUUCGUCUUCUUCUCCUCAUGAUUCGUCUUCUUCUCCUCAUGCUUCGUCUUCUUCUUCUCCUCAUGCUUCGUCUUCUUCUCCUCAUGCUUCGUCUUCUUCCUCUCCUCAUGCUUCGUCUUCUUCCUCUCCUCAUGCUUCGUCUUCUUCUUCUCCUCAUGCUUCGUCUUCUUCUCCUCAUGCUUCGUCUUCUUCCUCUCCUCAUGCUUCGUCUUCUUCUUCUCCUCAUGCUUCGUCUUCUUCUCCUCAUGCUUCGUCUUCUUCUCCUCAUGCUUCGUCUUCUUCCUCUCCUCAUGCUUCGUCUUCUUCCUCUCCUCAUGCUUCGUCUUCUUCCUCUCCUCAUGCUUCGUCUUCUUCCUCUCCUCAUGCUUCGUCUUCUUCCUCUACUCAUGCUUCGUCUUCUUCUCCUCAUGAUUCGUCUUCUUCUCCUCAUGAUUCGUCUUCAUCUCCUCAUGCUUCGUCUUCUUCUCCUCAUGAUUCGUCUUCUUCUCCUCAUGCUUCGUCUUCCGGGUUGUCUCCUCAUGCUUCGUCUUCUUCUUCUUCUCCUCAUACUUCGUCUUCUUCUUCUCCUCAUGCUUCGUCUUCUUCUUCUCCUCAUGCUUCGUCUUCUUCUUCUCCUCAUGAUUCGUCUUCAUCUCCUCAUGCUUCGUCUUCUUCUCCUCAUGAUUCGUCUUCAUCUCCUCAUGCUUCGUCUUCUUCUCCUCAUGCUUCGUCUUCUUCAUCUUCUCCUCAUGCUUCUCCUCCUCCUAGUUCUCCUCAUUCUUCUCUUGCUUCUUCUUCGCAUUCUACUCAUCAAAACUCUCAACAUGAGUUUGGUAAUGUGGCUCAUUUAGAGCUUCAUACAGACGCUAGCUAAUUUCUAUUUAAAG